AUGUCGUAUCAACAAAGAUAUGAAGUUUAUUACAUAGAAGAUGACUAUGAAAUGGAAGAACUAGAUUAUUUUGUUGAUGAGUUCCAAGGCGUAGACUUGGGUGGCUUUGAUUCGGUUGAAGAUGAGUUGCACGGCAUAGACUUGGAUGACUUUGAUUUGGAUGUAGAUGAGCUCUUAGACGUAGGCUUAGGUGGAUUUGAUUCAGAUGUAGAUGAGUACGAUUACAUGAAUAAAAGAAUACAUCAGAAAAGGAGUGCAAAACCACGAAGAAAGUUCCAACGCGUAGACUUGGGUGGCUUUGAUUCGGAUGUAGAUGAGUUGCAAGGCAUAGACUUGGAUGACUUUGAUUUGGAUAUAGAUGAGUUUCUAUGCAUAGACUUAGGUGACUUUGAUUCAGAUGUACAUGAGUAUGACUACAUGAAUAAAAGAAUGCAAGAUAUUUCGGUUGUUGAGCUAAGAAAUUUGGUUUGGGCUCCUUCUAAGUAUGAUGUAUACCUGAUGUCUCAUUUUUCUAUCAUUGAUUGGUCAUCAUUGACAUGUGCUAAAACUGAAAUUCUCAAUUUAUCAUGGGAUGUAGCGCCACUAGAGAAUCAUCCUGAAAGCUUUUUAGAGGAAUUGAAGGAGACAUUAGCAAGAACUCUUGUUGUGAAAGAUAAGAUUUUUGUUACUAAUGGAUUGCAUGGAGAACUUAUCGUCAAGUAUUUAGAUAAGACUUGA
Messenger RNA from Solanum tuberosum (potato), 717 nucleotides. RefSeq lists its product as uncharacterized. The coding region runs from base 1 to 717 and encodes 238 amino acids. NCBI's taxonomy places the organism in Eukaryota, Viridiplantae, Streptophyta, Magnoliopsida, Solanales, Solanaceae. The transcript has 4 exons. The record is from RefSeq and is a predicted model, not a curated record.